AAAUAAAUUGUAGCUGAUGUCUCUACUAGACGGAGUGGGACACGUGGGGUGGUGGGGGUUGAGCCCCUCACAGGACCUCACUACCUACUGUACCCACAACAAGGGUGCGGCACCCCUCCGGGUACUCUGUGUGGGUGCUAACGAUCUUAGGCAUGUCCUCGAGAUGAUGUGUAGUGGUAGAGAAGUGGAAGUGUUCAUGAUGGAAACUAACCUGGAACUCUACUGCAGACACCUCCUUCUCUUAUCUGUUCUUCUUCAGCGUUCUACAACUAUGGGUCUACAGGAGAAAACAGAGUUGUAUCUAGAUUUGUACGGCAACAGUUUGGUGAGAAAUGCCACUUCGAAGUUUGUCGAGAAUUCUGUAACUAGCUUCAUCAGGAUGGUGACAGACGAGGAUUACCUGAAAGAAGUUCUCCCAAUGUUGGACAUGUCACUUUUAAAGUUCAAAGAGCGAGACUUCAUGGAAGGAAUCUUCAAGUUUUGGGGCGCUACUGAUGCUCAGAGUAAAGCAGCUUUCCCUGUAGAUCAGUACUGGGACAAUAGAGUUAGAUCCUAUCUGGGGUCUAGAUACGAUGCAGGGAAGAAUAUAUUUGAUAUGGACUUUAGCAUGAAGCUAAAAGAGCGAGCUACCUUACUAGAUUCCAAAGAAUAUGCUACCUGGAGGAAAACAGGUGUUGGGUUUGAAGUGAGAGACGGAGUUUACGAUUCCCCAAACCGGACCCUCUGUUCCGGCAUUAUAAAAAUGAUCGGAGGAGCUAAACGAUUAGCUCGUGGUUACUGGGGUGAUAUUGUGUGCUCUCCUUAUCUCUCACACGGUAUAUUCAGCCCUCUCAAAUCCAUGUAUGAGGUACGGAACAGGAUUAAUGUAAGAACAUCCAGUGAAAUAGCCGAGCACAAUCUAAUGUGUCUCAUAUACCAAAUUAACACCGGUAAAAAGUACACCAAACCUCCAAAGCCAGAUAGAUUCUCUUUUGCUGGCAACACCAAAGAGGAAUCAGACAAAGCCACCCUUGAGGAGGUCACUGAAGAGGAGGAGAAUGAGGAGGAUCAAACUGUUGAAGUGGCAGAAAAGGUGGAGAAAUUGACCGUUGGGGGAAAUAGAAACAAAAAGUCAGCCUUAAUGGAGUUGGAUAAGCCAAAAUCAAGCAUAACUGUGAAGUUUCUACCCCUCGGUACUAUGGAACAGCUUUCAAAGAAGCAAAACUUGUUGAAAUCAUUUGAUUUGAUUUACCUUUCAACGUCUCAACUCAGUUAUUUCACACCUGAACUGACCGCAAUACUGAAGGACGAUUCAAACUUACUGAUAGAAAAUAUAAAGUAUAUACCUCCAUUGACGACGGCACAAGAAGGAGCGUUUUUGCCAAAAUUGAAGGAGAUGGCAACCGCAGCUAAAUGCGAACUUUUAGGAUCGAACGACGAUAAGAAUAAUAACUUUCAUUUGUCUUUUCAUCGCGUUGAUUAAACAACCUUAACAAUUUACAUUUAUUUAUAUAAUAUGAAAGUUCAGUUAUUUGUCAUUGUCUGGUUUGUUAUUAUAGGUUUCUAACACAUUG
This is a messenger RNA of Bolinopsis microptera, 1553 nucleotides long. RefSeq names its product dynein axonemal assembly factor 3-like. Gene Ontology annotation, biological process: motile cilium assembly; axonemal dynein complex assembly. The record is from RefSeq and is a predicted model, not a curated record. The transcript has 7 exons. Lineage: Eukaryota; Metazoa; Ctenophora; Tentaculata; Lobata; Bolinopsidae. Bases 17 to 1462 code for a protein of 481 amino acids.